AUGAAUUACAUUCAAGAAAAUUCUUUAUUACCAUAUCAAACAUUUUCAACUUCAAAUAUGACAAUUGAAUUAUGUUUUCGUCUAUGUCGACAAUGGAAAAUAUUAAUAAAUAACAAUGGUACAAAUUGUAUUUGUUUAUAUACAAUGACUAAACCAAAUGAAUUCAAUGAAUUUCUUGGUGAAUUUGUAACAAUAAAUAAUUGUACUUCAAAUGAUUUACAAAUAUAUUCAUUAACAAAAGAUGUUGAUUUAUUACCAUCAACAUCCCUGUCCAAUUAUGAUUGGUCACUUGAUGGUUGUUAUUAUUUGCACGGUAUUCAAACAUAUCGUGCUAAUCUUCUAUUAAAUGAUAUUGAUUAUAAUCAAGGAAUUGAUGCAUGUCGAAAAAAUUGUCAACUAAUCCGUCAAACAAAUUAUUUUUCAUUUUUUCUUUCGUUAAGAAAAUCUUGUUAUUGUUUACCAAUUGAAGUAUCCCAAGCAAUCAUACUUAAGGCUGUACGAAAACCACUUAUUCAUUGUUCAUUUCUAUCUUAUUUAAAAAGUGGAUUCGAAAAUUUUUCAAGUCAAUCCGAAAUCAAUUUAGAUACAGUUGUUAAAAUAAAUGUCCAACGCUAUUGUUCACCCGCUUUUAUUUUUGAUAGAAAUUUGCAUCUAUGCUUGAAGUUCAUUCCACUUGGUAUACUUAAUAACUAUCAAAAAAUUAAUACUAAUGAAAAUUGUUUACCAAUGUUAAUAAAAACAUAUGAACAAUGGAAUCAUUUAAUGUCAAGAUCAUUUACACUACGUACACGUACAUUUAUUAAGAUUGAUCGUAAUUCAGCGUAUAUAUUUGAUGAUUUAUUUAAAUCGAGAAAUAGUUCAUUAAAAUCAAGUGAUCUUUGUAUUGUUGUUGUUCAAACUAAUUCAAAUCGAUCAUUAUCAUUUGAUCUUCUUCCAUGUUCAACUGCACAUUCAUCAGGAUCUGUACUUUGUUCACAAAAACCUCUAGAAACAAUAAUGUCCGAUCAAGCAGAAUUUAAAAUGAUGUAA
This is a messenger RNA of Rotaria sp. Silwood2, 1029 nucleotides long. Lineage: Eukaryota; Metazoa; Rotifera; Eurotatoria; Philodinida; Philodinidae. The record is from the annotation of a GenBank genome assembly.